Brassica oleracea var. oleracea is the source of this 570-nucleotide messenger RNA. Its product is annotated as putative cadmium/zinc-transporting ATPase HMA4. The record is from RefSeq and is a predicted model, not a curated record. The transcript is spliced from 4 exons. Gene Ontology annotation, molecular function: zinc ion transmembrane transporter activity; ATP hydrolysis activity; ATP binding. The annotation marks the transcript as partial. Gene Ontology annotation, cellular component: membrane. NCBI's taxonomy places the organism in Eukaryota, Viridiplantae, Streptophyta, Magnoliopsida, Brassicales, Brassicaceae.
AUGCAAGAUUUCAUGGAGGCAGCAGCAGUUGUCUUCUUAUUCACCAUAGCUGAGUGGCUUGAAACAAGAGCUAGCUACAAGGCGAACGCGGUAAUGCAGUCUCUAAUGAGCUUAGCUCCACAGAAGGCAAUAAUAGCAGAGACUGGAGAAGAAGUUGAAGUAGAUGAUGUUAAGGUUAACACAAUUGUAGCAGUUAAAGCUGGUGAAACCAUACCAAUUGAUGGAACUGUGGUUGAUGGAAACUGUGAAGUAGAUGAGAAAACCUUAACAGGGGAAGCAUUCCCUGUGCCUAAACAGAAAGACUCUACGGUUUGGGCUGGAACCAUCAACCUAAAUGGUUAUAUAAGUGUGAAAACAAUUGCUUUAGCCAGUGAUUGUGUGGUUACCAAGAUGGCUAAGCUUGUAGAAGAAGCUCAGAGCAGUAAAACCAAAUCUCAGAGGCUAAUAGACAAAUGUUCUCAGUACUAUACACCAGCAAUCAUCUUCAUAUCAGGUUGUAUAGCGGCUGUCCCGGCCAUAAUGAAAGUUCACAACCUAAACCAUUGGUUCCACUUAGCACUAGUUGUGUUA